CUUUGAAAAGAUCUCCACACACGGAGAUCGGACGUGUAUCGGUUCAAACUGCCGCAUAAACCCCUUCCAGUUCGAACCCAAAAGCCCUACCCGCCCCCUCUCCCACCUGCAAAUUCACAACGACGACAGUCCAAUCUCCCCUUCGCCAUCGUCAUCACCUUCGCAAAUAAUCUUCUCCUCAGGAUUUGAAUUUCGCAUCAUCGAUUUCUGUGUGAGCCGGUGAUAGUGACGGAGUUCAAAAUCGUGGGCAAAUAUGGAGGGAGGUGUUCGAGAAUCUGCUGUGGUACCCGAGAAAGCGAUGGAUUCAGUGAAGAUGACAUUGGACAGCGUAGAACAAGUCCAAACUCACCUUAUUUCCUUCCUGUCUAUCGCGGAGCCUGAUGUUCUUGCUCAAAUGCGGCCUCUCCAGCGGGCUCAAUCUAUGCUUUUGCUUUCUAGAGCCACUACCACUCUCUUCGCAUUAAAGUUGAGGUGUAGCGGAGUUCAUCCAGAUGAUCAUCCUAUCAAGUCAGAGCUUGAGAGAUUAAGCUUGUAUCAAGAGAAACUAGAACGGUUCAUAGGCUUGAGUAAAGCACCAUUGAAGCGUUCAACUACCUUGAAUUAUCAAGCAGCUACUCGCUUUAUUGAACAUUCUCUGCCAGAUCUCACCCAAGAGCAAAAACAGGGUAUGAGAGAUAUUAGUAGGGGGAAGGGACCCAAAAUGAAGCAAUUAGAGAGGACUGUACAAAAGAAGAGGAAGUAUCAGUCUUCUGAAAAACAAUCUGUUCAAAUUGCUGCCAAGGAGUUUCUUGAGAAAGCAGCUCGUGAGCUUCUUGGUGAUAAUAAUGGAGGUUUGCAGGGACCUCUAUGUGGGGACGCUUCAAAUGAUGAUCUGUAGGAAGAUUGAAUUCCGAAUUUCACUUGUCAAGCGCAGCUGCAGACUAGUAGAGCCACCGCUGUCGUAGCAGGGACGUUGCUGGAACGGGGUUGGAGAAAUACCAGAAUCUCUGUUGCUUGUGCUGCUGCUCAGAUUGACCCUCCAACCCAUGCCAGUAUCUUCGUUAGUAUCGGUGUCUGGCUCGGUGUCUAGCUCUAAUAUCAUUUAUAACAGUUCAAGACCACUGUUGACAAAUACUGAUAUGGGACACUUUCUUUGGGAGCCAGUAUUCUUACUGGCAUACCGUCUAGUUUUUGGUUAUGACAUCAUUUGUAACCGCACAAGUUCAUCGCUAGCAAAUAUUAUCGCUUUGACUCGUUACAUAUCGUUCCACCGACUA
Messenger RNA from Cucurbita maxima (winter squash), 1256 nucleotides. RefSeq names its product nuclear nucleic acid-binding protein C1D-like. Gene Ontology annotation, cellular component: exosome (RNase complex); nucleolus. NCBI's taxonomy places the organism in Eukaryota, Viridiplantae, Streptophyta, Magnoliopsida, Cucurbitales, Cucurbitaceae. The transcript has 6 exons. Gene Ontology annotation, biological process: maturation of 5.8S rRNA; regulation of gene expression. Gene Ontology annotation, molecular function: DNA binding; RNA binding. The record is from RefSeq and is a predicted model, not a curated record. Bases 254 to 877 code for a protein of 207 amino acids.